AGAUUAAUUUGUUUGAGAUCUGAUUGGAUGUUGUGGGCUGGACAUUCAUGUGAUACAAUAAACAUGCAGAAACAAUCUCUGCUUUAGACUGGAUCGAUGGUUUAAGGAGGAAACCACCAGAAGAAGGCAGCAUGAUGGGUGAAGAGAACCAGAACUUCAGCUAUGAUUAUGACAUGAACUAUACAUACUAUACACUGGAUGAUCAUUUCGUUACAUUAGAGGAACAUCUUCCGUUUGCAUCUGUGAUCAAUGCUGUGUGCUACAGCAUCAUCAUCUGCAUCAGUCUACCAGGAAACAGCUUCUUGCUCUGGGCCCUUCUGAUGCAUGAGGGUUUGAAGAGCUCCGCUGACUUAUUUCUUCUUCAUCUCACCGCAUCCGACAUCAUCUUCACUUUCACGCUGGUCCCCUGGACCGUCAACCACAUCUGUGGCUGGAUCUUCAGUGAGAUGUUUUGCAAGCUGUCCAACCUGGGCAUCUUCCUGGGCUUGUACAGCUACAUGUCGUUCCUCACAGUCAUGACGGUCCACCGCUACAUUGUGAUCGUGCAUCCGGUGUUUGCUACAUCCGUUAGGAAUUCUUUCAGAAUCACACACAUCUCAUCCGUCUUGGUGUGGCUGAUCUCUGCAGGCUUCUCUCUUCCCGAAGCGUUCUUCUCUGGAACUGUAAAUGUUCCUGACGGUGUCUUCUGCGCUUCCCACUAUGACUCAAUGUUCUCGGAGUUGUUUGGAUAUUUCACUCAGAUCAUUUUCUUUUUCACGCUGCCCUUCCUAGUUAUUGCAUUCUGUUAUGGCCGCAUUGGAUUCACCAUCUACAAAAGCCGCAUCACAAGCAGAAACAGACGUAACGCCGCAUGUUCUAUUUUCACCAUUGUCAUGGGCUUCUUCGUCUGCUGGACACCGUACAACAUCUUCCUCUUCCUCUAUGCAUUGAAGAUUUUGGGUGUCCAUGGAUUGCAGGGGUCAGGGUUGGAGAAAGUUUUCGAGAUUGUGUACUGUAUCACUCACAUUCUUGCUUACAGCCACUGCUGUCUGAACCCUCUCAUACACAUCUUAGGAGGAAAUAAGUUCAGGAGAUACCUGCCGUGGUCCAGAUGCUGUACUUGGUCAUCACAGAGAUACAGAAGAUAUACUUACACCAGUCAGAGCAGCUACUCAGGACAAACACAUCUCUAAAAAUAUAUGAAUCAAUGAGAAAUAACAAUAGCUGUGAAAUCUUUGAGAUAAUAAAAAUAAGCUAUUAUUUUUAGAAAAAUUCAACAUGUUCAACAGGUGCGUUGUCAUCACUGUUUCUUUAAAUUGCUUUUCUAAUAGGUCCUUAUAUGUAGUAGGUUCCAAUAUGUGCCAUUUGGGGCACUAACAUGCCCUCUUUAGCCACAAAGGUGUACGUUUUUAAAGGGUACCGUGACAGCUUUUGUAAAAAAAAAAAUCUGAGAGUGAAUGAUAAUUUGUCGAAUUCAGAGAAGCGUUGUAAGUACUGUGAUGUGUCACCAAACUUUCCCGUAAGAGGAACAAAGACAAAAGCAGAAGGAAAACCAAAAGUUUAAAAACAAACUGCUAAUGCGUUUGAGUGGGCCUAUGAAAAUUAGUAUUUGUGUUAAUGUAAGCAAGUUUCUUAAAGGGAUAGUUUACCAAAAAAUUAAAAUUUUUGAGCCUGUAUUAAUUUAUUUGUUGUGAUGAACACGAAUGAAGA
Misgurnus anguillicaudatus (oriental weatherfish) is the source of this 1689-nucleotide messenger RNA. RefSeq names its product chemokine (C motif) receptor 1b, duplicate 3 (gene xcr1b.3). Gene Ontology annotation, biological process: positive regulation of cytosolic calcium ion concentration; immune response; calcium-mediated signaling. The record is from RefSeq and is a predicted model, not a curated record. Gene Ontology annotation, molecular function: C-C chemokine receptor activity; C-C chemokine binding. Lineage: Eukaryota; Metazoa; Chordata; Actinopteri; Cypriniformes; Cobitidae. Gene Ontology annotation, cellular component: membrane; external side of plasma membrane.